ACUUCAACUGUCAAACAAAAGCAUAACAUUCGAUUUCGUGCCGAUGCCAAAAGACCGAGUUUCGAACGUUGUGUGAAAUUCAGAGCGGAUUUUUCGGGCAUUUUUUUUUAGUAUUAUUUUGUUCGAAAAUUACUUUCUAACCACCAAAACAACAUGGAUGAUGAAGCUGAAACUUACAAAUUGUGGAGAAUCCGCAAAACUGUUAUGCAGUUGAGCCAUGACCGAGGCUAUCUCGUAACGCAAGAUGAAUUGGAUCAAACGUUGGAACAAUUCAAAGAGCAAUUCGGUGAUAAACCAAGUGAAAAGCGUCCAGCUCGUUCGGAUUUGAUUGUGUUGGUGGCUCACAACGAUGAUCCAACGGAUCAAAUGUUUGUUUUCUUCCCGGAAGAGCCGAAAAUUGGCAUCAAGACCAUUAAAACCUAUUGUACUCGAAUGCAAGAAGAGAAUAUUCACCGGGCCAUUGUUGUCGUACAACAGGGCAUGACACCAUCGGCUAAGCAAUCUCUCGUCGACAUGGCACCCAAAUAUAUUCUAGAACAAUUUUUGGAAUCUGAACUACUUAUCAACAUUACCGAACACGAAUUGGUGCCCGAGCAUGUGGUGAUGACACCCGAAGAGAAGCAAGAACUGUUGGCCCGUUAUAAAUUGAAAGAAAACAUGUUGAUGCGUAUCCAAGCUGGUGAUCCGGUGGCACGAUACUUUGGCUUGAAACGUGGUCAAGUUGUAAAAAUUAUUCGACCAUCCGAAACAGCCGGUCGCUAUAUUUCCUAUCGUUUAGUGUGCUAAUUCUGUUUUUUUUUCAUACGAUACAAGACCAUUUUUUUCAUAGACUCGAUUCGAUUUAAGAUUAAACAUUACCGAUAUUGUCGUCUUUCUUUGAUGAAAUAAAACGAUUCAAGAGAUUUAAGAACAGAA
Molecule: messenger RNA, 915 nt
Organism: Sitodiplosis mosellana (orange wheat blossom midge)
Lineage: Eukaryota; Metazoa; Arthropoda; Insecta; Diptera; Cecidomyiidae
Gene: Rpb5
Product: DNA-directed RNA polymerases I, II, and III subunit RPABC1
Exons: 3
Coding region: 154-786 (210 amino acids)
Biological process (GO): DNA-templated transcription
Cellular component (GO): RNA polymerase II, core complex; RNA polymerase I complex; RNA polymerase III complex
Molecular function (GO): DNA-directed RNA polymerase activity; DNA binding
Source: RefSeq, a predicted model, not a curated record